CUCGAGCCUCGACUGUUAACGGAACUGUGGUGUUGUUUAAUGUUUACCAUCGUUCAGCUUGACUGAACUAUCUGAUCCGGAGGAGGCUUUAUCUGAUCGCCACAUAACAUUUAACAGUUACAGCGAAAGGACUGGACGCGCUGUGUGAAAUAACCUAAGUAUGUCUCGAGAGCAGAAAGCAGUGGAGCGUGCCAGGAAGGCCUUCCUCACCGGCCGGAGCAAAUCACUGGAGUACCGCAUUACACAGCUGAAAAACCUGCUGCGUUUUGUCAGAGAACGACAGAAUGAAAUCGCAGAGGGCCUCAAAAAGGAUCUCGGAAGGAGUGAGUUUGGAACUCCUUUGUAUGAGACUCUGAUCCUGGAGAGUGAGAUUAACCUGGUUGUGACAAAGCUGAAAGAUUGGGCAGCUCCUCGACCCGUGAGCAAGAGCAUGAUGACCAUCUCAGACCAGGUCUACAUCCAGCCUGAGCCCCUGGGAGUUGUGCUGGUCAUUGGGGCCUGGAACUACCCCUGGGCUGUCACCAUCGGGCCCCUCAUAGGAGCUAUAGCAGCAGGUAAUGCAGCUGUGAUCAAGCCAUCUGAGGUCAGUUCUCACACUUCCAAAGUAAUGGAGGAUCUCUUACCACUGUACCUGGACAAAGAGUUGUACCCUGUCGUCGCCGGUGGGGUGUCAGAGACCCAAGAGCUGCUCAAGCAGCGGUUCGAUCACAUCUUCUACACCGGGAACGGGACCGUGGGUAAAAUCAUCAUGGAGGCUGCUGCGAAACACCUAACCCCGUCCACUCUGGAGCUGGGCGGAAAGAGCCCGUGCUACAUCGACAACAACUGUGAUCUUGCCGUCGCAUGCCGGCGUAUUGCAUGGGGGAAGUAUUCAAACUGUGGUCAGACCUGCAUCGCUCCGGACUACAUACUGUGUGACCCCAGUAUACAAGACAGAGUGAUCGAAGAGAUCAAGAAGAAUAUUAAAGAUUUCUAUACCGAAGACCCCAAAAAAUGUCAGGAUUAUGGACGCAUCAUCAAUGAGCGCCACUUCAAGAGACUGAUGGCGUUGCUUGAGGGCAGCAGCGUCGCUGUGGGGGGUGAAAACGACGAGUCAGAGUGCUACAUUGCUCCUACAGUUUUAAGGGACGUGAAGCCGGAUGCCAAGGUGAUGCAGGAUGAGAUCUUCGGGCCACUGUUACCCGUCCUGACAGUGAGCGGUGUAGAUGAAGCCAUCAAAUUCAUCAACCAGAGAGAGAAGCCCCUUGUCUUGUACAUCUUCUCUUCAGACAACAAGCUGAUCAAGCGUAUGAUAGCGGAGACCUCUAGUGGUGGAGUGUUGGCCAAUGACUGUUUGAUGCACUUCUCAGUAAGCUCUUUGCCGUUUGGUGGAGUUGGUAACAGUGGGAUGGGCUGCUAUCAUGGGAAGUACGGGUUUGAUCACUUGAGCCACUUGCGGGGCUGUCUGAUCAAACAGCUGAAGAUGGAGGGGGUGAAUAAGAUGCGUUAUCCACCACAUACAGCAGACAAGCUGGGCUGGGCACGCUUUUUCAUCCUCAAACACGUCGACUUUGGCAGUCUGGGCCGCAUGGCGCUGCUGGCUCUGCUGGCCGUCUUUGUUGCAGUGAUUUUACAGAUAAACUAUACUGAUUAAGAAUGUGAAUGAUAUGAAGAAAUCGAAUGUCCACUCAGAAGAGCUGGGUCAGAUGGUGGGAAAACUCCCGCUGAAAUGCUGCUUCUCUCCUUUGCCUUCGUUUUAUUAUGGCCAUGAUUUAUUUAAUCAUUUUUGACAAUUCUGCAUUUUUGGUCAUUUAAACUAACAUGCAGUUUUAAUACUAAUUAUAAUAUAUGAAGCACUUUAAUCAGUGUUUAUUUUAAAAUACACUUUUUUAUGCUGAGAUAUUUUAAAUGAAGGAAAUUAAGGUCACUCAGAGUAGAUUUCAUUUUUUUCUUAAGCAAUAUAUAAACACACUAAUUAUGCGUUUACAUGUAUUUUCAAUAAGAUGUCCAGCAUUUUAAACAAAUGCACAUUUCAAGUCUAAAUGAAGAUUUAUUUAUGAAGAAUUGUUUCAUAUGACGAAAAUAUUAUAAUAAUGAUAAUAAUAUUUUGUAUUAUUGUAUUAAUAUAAUACAGAAUACAUCGUUAUGUUUCAUCAUUCGUUUCAUUCUAUCAUCAUUUACUCACUCACAUGAUGCCCCAAACCAGUUUGUCUUUCCUUUUUCUAUAAAACACAAAUGAAGGAAUGUUGAAUACAUAGGGGUUUGCACCCGCUGAUUUUGGUGAACUAAUAUCUUUAAGAAAGCAGACCUACUGCACCGUUGCUAAUAAUAUUUCUACAAUAUCUGACAACCGUUUCACUCUAAUAAUUAUGCUGAAGUUUGUAUGUUCUGUAUCUGAAGGAUCAAAGCAUUUUUAGUUAUAGUAAUCAAUGCCUUAGAUUAUGAGAGACUUUUAUGACAGAAAUUUUUUUUAAUGCAACAAUAAACUUGUUUUUACACAGCUG
Molecule: messenger RNA, 2483 nt
Organism: Pimephales promelas (fathead minnow)
Lineage: Eukaryota; Metazoa; Chordata; Actinopteri; Cypriniformes; Leuciscidae
Gene: aldh3a2b
Product: aldehyde dehydrogenase 3 family, member A2b
Biological process (GO): aldehyde metabolic process
Cellular component (GO): cytoplasm
Molecular function (GO): aldehyde dehydrogenase (NAD+) activity; 3-chloroallyl aldehyde dehydrogenase activity
Source: RefSeq, a predicted model, not a curated record